Messenger RNA from Gossypium raimondii (Peruvian cotton), 1660 nucleotides. Its product is annotated as acetyl-coenzyme A carboxylase carboxyl transferase subunit beta, chloroplastic-like. Gene Ontology annotation, molecular function: acetyl-CoA carboxylase activity. The record is from RefSeq and is a predicted model, not a curated record. Gene Ontology annotation, biological process: fatty acid biosynthetic process. Gene Ontology annotation, cellular component: acetyl-CoA carboxylase complex. Lineage: Eukaryota; Viridiplantae; Streptophyta; Magnoliopsida; Malvales; Malvaceae. The transcript has a single exon. Bases 1 to 747 code for a protein of 248 amino acids.
AUGAAUAUUUGUGAACAAUGUGGAUAUCAUUUGAAAAUGAGGAGUUCAGAUAGAAUCGAACUUUCGAUUGAUCCAGGCACUUGGGGUCCUAUGGAUGAAGACAUGAUCUCUCUGGAUCCCAUUGAAUUUCAGUCUGAAGAAGAGCUUUAUAAAGAUCGUAUUGACUUUUAUCAAAGAAAGACAGGAUUAACUGAGGCUAUUCAAACAGGCACGGGUCAACUAAACGGUAUUCCUAUAGCAAUCGGGGUUAUGGAUUUUCAGUUUAUGGGGGGGAGUAUGGGAUCCGUAGUAGGCGAGAAAAUCACCCGUUUGAUCGAAUAUGCUACCAAUAAUUUUUUACCUCUUAUUCUAGUGUGUGCUUCCGGAGGAGCACGCAUGCAAGAAGGAAGUUUGAGCUUGAUGCAAAUGGCUAAAAUAUCUUCCGCUUUAUAUGAUUAUCAAUCAAAUAAAAAGUUAUUUUAUGUAUCAAUUCUUACAUCUCCUACUACUGGUGGAGUGACCGCGAGUUUUGGUAUGUUGGGGGAUAUCAUUAUUGCUGAACCCAAUGCCUAUAUUGCAUUUGCGGGUAAAAGAGUAAUUGAGCAAACAUUGAAUAAAACAAUACCGGAAGGUUCACAGGCGGCUGAAUAUUUAUUCCAUAAGGGUUUAUUCGAUCCAAUCGUACCACGUAAUCCUUUAAAAGGUGUUCUGAGUGAGUUAGUUCAGCUCCACGGUUUUUUUCCGUUGAAUCAAAAUUCAAUCAAGUAGAGUCUUAAGUGAAAUUUUUUGAUUUGUAGUGAAAAGGUAGUUAGUUAGUUUAUCAGAAUCAAAGUCAAAGCCCAUUACGCGGGCUUUGACUUUGUGACAAAAAAAGGAAUUGUCGAAAAACAAAUUAUGUGGAUAAUUAUUAUUAUCAUUAUCCGAUAUUACUAAUGAGUAAACCUCUAGCAACAAGAUAAAAAGCGAAUUUUUCCUUCUGUGAAAUGAAAUUCGAAUUUGGAGAGACAAAUAAAACGAAUUUGAUCUUCCUCUAUUGCGUAUGUAUAUAUAAUUUAAAUAGAGAAAAAAUAGAAUAGAAAUAUAGAGUUUUGCAUCUUUCUAUAUCUCCCGAAAAUUCUAUUUUUACUAAUAAUCCCUGUUCUUGGAUCGGAUUCUAACGAAUCGAAUCUUUCGACAAUUUGUAAUAAACUCUUUCUUUAGUAAAUUCAAAAAUUCAAAUUAGAAGACAAGAACAAUAGAAUAAUAAGAAAAGUAAGAAUAAAGUAAGAUAAUAAAGAAAGUGGAUUAUCUUAUCAUAUACACCUAUUUUAUUUGAUUUAAAAAGAUGGGCAAGUCCUUUUAUUUAAUUCUACAUUCCUUGCACUUAUUAGAUAUCUAUUAGAUAUAUAGACUCGCUUAGAUAUACUUAGUAUUUAGAUAUAAUUAGUAUAAUAUACCAAUUAUAAUAUAAUCGUUAUAAGAUAUAUUUCUAACUAAACAAUAUAACAAUAACAGGUACAAAUAUUAAAUUGAGGUACCCAUUUUAUGACAACUUUCAGCAGUUUUCCCUCUAUUUUUGUGCCUUUAGUAGGCCUAGUAUUUCCGGCAAUUGCAAUGGCUUCUUUAUCUUUGUAUGUUCAAAAAACUAAGAUUUUUUAGAUUCGAUGGGGCCAAGACCAAAUCUUAUCUAUUUUUUUUUCAA